This is a messenger RNA of Heterobilharzia americana, 321 nucleotides long. The record is from the annotation of a GenBank genome assembly. Lineage: Eukaryota; Metazoa; Platyhelminthes; Trematoda; Strigeidida; Schistosomatidae.
AUGGCAUCUCGCAAUUUCCAGUUCGAUGAUGACUCACCAGUUUUAAACGAGUCUACCAGCAGAAUUUUCACAAACUUGAUCACAAAAGGCUAUCGGUUCUUGGAACUACAUCCUAAAAGAUUGUUGGAACCUGAAGAGGAGUGUCAAUCUCUAAAGGAACUUGGCUACUGCCCAUCAGCUGCAUUGUUUCUUGUAUCAAGCAGACCCAACCAAGCUAUCAGUCUUCCAGCUGGUUUGUUAACCUAUUUUGAUAUCAUAGUUUCAGUGUGUAGCAGUUCCUGUAAAUGGAUUUUGUUUUAUUCUUUGGAUGCAUCUUUUUAA